This is a messenger RNA of Aspergillus fijiensis CBS 313.89, 429 nucleotides long. RefSeq names its product C3HC4 finger protein. The transcript has a single exon. The annotation marks the transcript as partial. The record is from RefSeq and is a predicted model, not a curated record. NCBI's taxonomy places the organism in Eukaryota, Fungi, Ascomycota, Eurotiomycetes, Eurotiales, Aspergillaceae.
CCUCCACCCAAUCCUCAGGCCCGGGCAAGCGAGCUCCGGCGUUCUCAACUGAUGCAUAUGAUGCAGCGAUCACCACCCAAUCCAGUGGAUGCUCGAGCUACGCAGGAAUAUGCCCACAGCUUGAGCCGGAACCAACGCCUGCGUCAACCUCAGGGAGCCAGUACCAAUCCUCCUUUGCAGCCGGAGAAGAGUCUAGACAACCAGAGAAACGGCCGCCCGGACCCGAAGGAGUCGGAAGAACUGAGCGUCAACCUAGAGUGCAAAGUCUGUUUCACGCAAUUGGUCGACACCGUCCUGUUGCCAUGUGGCCACGCGGUGCUCUGCCGGUGGUGUGCAGACACCCAUCUGCCGAGUUGUCGGAAUAACCCGACGCGCCUGGAGGGGGAUCCGAGCUGUCCGAUUUGUCGUGGGCCGGUGAGACACAAGGUA